AUGCUUAUCAAGGAUGACCUUGACAACGGUGACAAUGUAUUAAACGUUGGGGGCGAACUGUUGCAUCACGACAAGUGUAUCUGUAUCGGAAGAAACACCAUGCGACUUACGAGACUUUACAUAUCGUUCUUUGUUUACCAUGCCACAUCUCAGUCCCUCCUUCGGUUUGCGUCACCGGAUCAUGAUGUCCAGGCUAUAUCGAGUGAAUCUGAACAGAACGAUGCGGAACACAUGGCUAGUCAUGGAGCUCAGUCGAGUUUUGUUCCUCUAGAAACUACAGAACAAUCUUCCGUGAGUCCAUUUCGAGUCGUCGGCCAAUCUGGUGUUCCGGCAAUGGCCGCCGCUCUGAUGCCGAACGGCAAUGUCGUGUUCAUUGACAAGGUCGAAAAUUAUACCCAGCUUGUAUUGGACAACGGCCAAUAUGCAUACUCGUCGGAGUACAAUCUCACUUCAAACACUGCGCAUGGUUUGGGCUACCAGACGAAUGCCUUCUGCUCGGGUGGUUCUUUUCUCGCCGACGGCCGGCUCGUAUCUGUAGGUGGUAAUGGGCCUUUGCCAGAUAUUGACCCAACUGUCGGUGACGGAUUCCAGGGUAUACGAUACCUAGAGCGUGGAGCUUACUAUGGUGACUGGUAUGAACCUGGUCAUACACUAUCAACUCCUCGUUGGUAUGCUAGUGUUCAGAUGUUGCAGGGAAAGGAACUAUUCGUCGCCUCCGGUAGUCUCAACGGACUUGAUCCCAUGCGGAGCGAAAAUAACAACCCGACAUUUGAGAUUCUCGAUCAAGAUGGCAUACCGGCCACCGGAAGCAUAAUCCUUCCAAUAUUGUCGGAUAAUCAACCUUACUAUAUGUAUCCUUUCUUGCAUCUAUUGAAGAACGGCCACCUUUUCAUCUUCGUUUCACGAUCCGCAGAGGUUUAUAACCCCUAUGAUCUGACCACUAGCCGCCAGUUACCGAACCUGCCGGGUGCGUAUAGAACAUACCCAAACACGGGUGGGAGUGUUAUUCUUCCCCUGUCGAAGAAGAAUGACUGGGAACCUGAAAUUAUGGUUUGUGGCGGCGGAGCUUAUGCGGAUAUUUCUAGUCCGGCAGACCGAACCUGCGGGCGUAUUCAACCACUAUCAGAAAACCCUGAAUGGCACAUGGAAGAGAUGCCGGAGCCAAGAGUGAUGGUAGAAGGUCUUCUUCUUCCUGACGGGAAGGUACUCUGGCUGAACGGUGCUCGACGGGGUGCCCAGGGAUUUGGUACAGCUCAAGAGCCAUGUUUUGGCGCAUUUAUCUACGAUCCUGAACAGCCUACCGGAAGCAGAUGGGCUUUAGAGGGAACUUCGGAUAUUCCUCGUCUGUAUCACUCGGUUGCACUUUUACUCUUGGAUGGAACUGUCAUGGUCGCUGGCUCAAACCCAAUGGAACAGCCUCUACUCGAACCAAACUACAACAGUCCAGCCACCGCAUAUGCCACUGAAUUCCGAGUCGAAAUUUAUACACCUCCAUAUCUUCUUGGAGCCAAUGCCUCGAAGCGUCCACAGAACAUCCAACUCUCCCAGGUGGAUCUUAUUGCUGACGGUGAAUCUUUCUUCAUUAGCUUCACAAGCACGGCCAAUGCAACAGACCUGAAAAUUGCUCUCUAUCAUGGCGGUUUUGUCACACACUCAUUACAUAUGGGCCAGCGUUUGAUCUAUCUGGACCAUGAAGGCUUUGCUCCAGGUUUCGAUGAGCAAUUCGUCAGUGUCUUUAUGCCGCCUUCUUCCAGCAUCUCACCUUCUGGUCCCUAUGUUAUCUACGUUGUACUUGAUGGUGUUCCCGGCUUGGGGCAGUUUGUUAUGGUGAGGUAGGUGGGAAUUGGCCAGCCAAGUCAGCUGCUUUACUCGACACUGCAUCUCAACUGGUAGGCAGCUCUUAAGCAGGUCACAGUUGGCAUGCAAAAAAAAUCCUUGAUACACCUGGAGGCUUAGUCACUCGAUCAAUCUUGAGUUGGGAAUUGCACAUAUAAACAUUGUUAAUUCAUCACCAUAGGCUGUUAGUCCAAUACAUUCUUUCGAAUCCU
This is a messenger RNA of Talaromyces stipitatus ATCC 10500, 2048 nucleotides long. RefSeq lists its product as uncharacterized. The coding region runs from base 1 to 1836 and encodes 611 amino acids. Lineage: Eukaryota; Fungi; Ascomycota; Eurotiomycetes; Eurotiales; Trichocomaceae. The transcript is spliced from 2 exons. The record is from RefSeq and is a predicted model, not a curated record.